Molecule: messenger RNA, 2263 nt
Organism: Dendronephthya gigantea
Lineage: Eukaryota; Metazoa; Cnidaria; Anthozoa; Malacalcyonacea; Nephtheidae
Exons: 8
Coding region: 254-2263 (669 amino acids)
Source: RefSeq, a predicted model, not a curated record
UAUAAAGCUGAGCGACACAGCCUAUCCAAACGCGAGUUGUGAAUUGAAAGUUUAAAUAUAAGCGCGAAAACACAGAGAAGCAGUAAAAAAUGUAGAAUAUAGUAAAAGAAGAAUAUGCACCACUCUGGUAAGUAAAAUGCAAUUAAAUUUUUGCAAAACUAGACGUGUAAAAUGAAUUCUCAAAUCAAUAUUUAUCAAUGUGAAUAUAAACAUACUGAAGUCAGAUUUUUCCAACUUCGUUCUUUAAAUUAAGAUGGAGCAACAAGGAACACAAACACGUAUAAGUAAUCGUCUUAGUUCCAUAUUAUGGCUUAUCUCUCAUUAUGAAGAGAGUAAAGGCGUUUUCGUUAGUCAGGGAGAAAUACUGUCGCAUGCGGAAAAUUGCGGAUUGGCGUGGAAUGGAGUUCAGCUCGGGCGUGUAAUUUCUUGUGUGUGGAAUGGGAACGUUGUUCGGUCGCGUAGUACACUUUCCUCGACGCCAGGCUAUCUAAACAUCAAGAAAAUUGUGAGAUCUGAUGGUAAUGAUCAACGCAUUGAAAAACUAGACGAGGAUUCGUUCCCUAAACUUCAGCGUUUAUGUUUCAAUAGGUCCGACUGGGUUGUAAAUUGUUCUCUAGACCGCACUGUAAUUACUUAUAUUAAGCUUCCAGCAACAGGAGCUAUACUGCAUAUCGAUGAUCGUCCUAUUUUCUGCGAGGUUUCGGCUAGUUUAAGUAAGAACACUGUGACGAUUCGUACUCAUGGUGACGCAGUCCGUUUGACGCAAUCUGAACAUACUUUUCAACACUUUGUCCCGGUGUCAGUUGAGAGUAUUGAUACAAUUAUUCGCGCAGUUGAUGCCGCUUCGCUUUGCAUCGGAAACGUCCUACCGAGCGAAACGAAGUCGAACGAACAUUUACUGAAGUCAAUUGUGCUCGGAUCGAAGCUGGUAAUUGUGACGUUAAGUGAUUUAAAAAUGGAAAAGAGAUUAGUAUCCACGUCAUGCUUGUUGUUGCGAUUUGGCGUAAAGGCCUGCGAAAAUUGCCGGUAUGUUUUUCAGCUGUGGAAAUCUAGAGAAUGGAAAAGAAAUAGAUCUGGAAAAGAUGAUGUAAUUGGCAACCGUUUCAUCAAUGAGCGUUGUUUGGCAAGGCCUGGAUUGGAAGCGAAACUUCUAUCCCAAAAAGGUGAAAUCGUAAGGUCACAACGCCAGUUGAAAAAAUACGACGAGAUGAUAGAGCUAGCGGAGAUUGACAGUCAAGACAUGAGGGUAAUAUUUGAUGGGAUAGCAACUGAUCGAGUACCAACGAACAUCAAAUUGUUAUGGGAAAUGCAAGCAAAGCAAAUGUCAGCAAAAUCGUCCUAUGGGCAUAGAUGGGACCCAAGAAUUAUUCGGUUGGCUCUUGAUAUUUACUGCAAGAAUCCAAGGGCCUUAGACAUUAUGCGGCAAUGUAUUGUUCUACCAAGUAACCGUCUACUAAGGUAUUACAAGAACUCAGUAUCACAACAACCUGGCUGGAACAUAGAGGUUCUUAACUGGUGCCGGAAAGAAGCUGAGAGACUUAAGUUAACAGAAGAAAAUCACUGGGGUGGUUUGAUCUUUGAUGAAAUGAAAAUCCAGGAAGAUUUGCAGAUGAAGGUCAGAGAUGGAAAGCAUGAAUUAGUUGGUAUGGUAGAACUUGGUCAAUUUCAUAAUGACGUGAAGCACAUUGAAACAGGAUCACAAGCUGCACAAAUCGCUACACAUAUCCUGCAAUUCAUAUUCCUCAGUGAUGGUGGAUUCAGGUUUCCAGUUGCGCAUUUCCCAACGGCCCAGUGUCCUCCUUCAACGUUAUAUUUUAAAUUUUGGGAAGGAGUAUUGCUCAUGAAGCAAGCUGGAUUUACCAUUUAUCACUCGAUAUGCGAUGGUGGUGAUUCAAACAGACAGUUCAUUAAGAUGCACUUUACCGAUCACAACCCCAUCGAUGAUCAUUUUGCUACAACUAACAUGAUAACGGGAGAUCGUACAGUGUUUAUUAUGGACUGCAAGCAUAAAUUCAAGAAACUGAGAAACAACCUUGAAAAAAGUUCGUUAAGUGGGACUGUCAGGUGUUUUACCAAAGCUGGGCAGCAUAUAUUCUGGGCGUACUGGAAAGAAGCUUACGAAUGGGAUCAGAGGAGCAACUCCUGCCCAAUUCACGAGAAACUAACGGAGGAUCAUUUUGUGUUAACGCCAAGUUCACGUAUGCGAAACAGCCUUGCAGAAGACUUACUGGAUAAGAGGAUGUAUCAUUUAAUGAAGGUAUGA